CGGGGUCUGACCUUGGCUAACAGGGGAGGAGACCUCACCAGUGGGGAGAGUGUGAGGGGAGAGGGAGAGCCUGCAGGGCAGACACCUAGGAUCACGCGUCCUGUGACUCUCCCCCAUUCCCAGUCGCCCUCUGUACGGUGGCCACCAUGGCUACUUCGAAGUCACAGGUGGUGCCCAGGGAGGAGGAGACCACCAUCCUCAUGGCCAAGGAAGAGCUGGAGGCCCUGCGCACGGCCUUCGAGUCGGGCGACCUCCCCCAGGCCGCCUCGCGCCUCCGCGAGCUGCUGGCCUCCUCGGAGUGCAUCCGCCUGGAGGUGGGUGUCACAGGCGAGUCGGGAGCUGGCAAGUCGUCCCUCAUCAAUGCCCUGCGCGGCCUGGGGGCCGAGGACCCCGGCGCGGCGCUCACGGGCGUCGUGGAGACCACCAUGCAGCCGUCGCCCUACCCGCACCCACAGUUUCCUGACGUGACGCUGUGGGACCUUCCCGGCGCCGGCUCUCCGGGCUGCUCGGCCGACAAGUACCUGAAGCAAGUGGACUUUGGCCGCUAUGACUUCUUCCUGCUGGUGUCCCCCCGCCGCUGCGGGGCCGUGGAGAGCCGCCUGGCCUCUGAGAUCCUGCGCCAGGGCAAGAAGUUCUACUUUGUGCGCACCAAGGUGGACGAGGACCUGGCGGCCUCGCGCACCCAGCGGCCCUCCGGCUUCAGCGAGGCGGCUGUCCUGCAGGAGAUCCGUGACCACUGCGUGGAGCGGCUGCGGGCGGCCGGCGUGUCCGACCCCCGCAUCUUCCUGGUGUCCAACCUCUCGCCGGCCCGCUACGACUUCCCGCUGCUCAUGUCUACCUGGGAGCACGACCUGCCCGCCCAUCGGCGCCAUGCUGGCCUGCUGUCGCUGCCCGACAUCUCGCUGGAAGCCCUGCAGAAGAAGAAGGACAUGCUCCAGGAGCAGGUGCUCAAGACGGCCCUGGUGUCCGGCGUCAUCCAGGCCCUGCCUGUGCCGGGGCUGGCGGCCGCCUACGACGACGCCCUGCUGGUCCGCUCGCUGCGGGGCUACCACCGCAGCUUCGGCCUGGACGACGACUCACUGGCCAAGCUGGCCGAGCAGGUGGGCAAGCAGGCGGGCGACCUGCGCUCGGUCAUCCGCUCGCCGCUGGCCAACGAGGUGUCGCCGGAGACGGUGCUGCGGCUCUACUCGCAGUCGUCGGACGGCGCCAUGCGGGUGGCGCGGGCCUUCGAGAAGGGCAUCCCCGUGUUUGGCACGCUGGUGGCCGGCGGCAUCAGCUUCGGCACCGUGUACACCAUGCUGCAGGGCUGCCUCAACGAGAUGGCCGAGGACGCCCAGAGGGUCCGCAUCAAGGCCCUGGAGGAGGACGAGCCGCAGCCGCAGCUCAGCCUGGAGGCAGCCGGCGACAGCAGCGUGGAAAAGCGGGGUGCCGGGGAGGGCGGCGGCGAGGAAGCCCCGCUCUCGGCCCGCCGGAAGCUCGGCCUCCUCCUUAAGUACAUUCUCGACAGCUGGAAGAAGCGCGACCUGUCGGAGGAGAAAUGAGAGGCAGCCCCCGCCCCCGCCCCGCCUCACCCACAAACGGAGCCUUAAGAAAACCAACCAAACCAAC
Trichechus manatus latirostris (Florida manatee) is the source of this 1608-nucleotide messenger RNA. RefSeq names its product immunity related GTPase cinema (gene IRGC). Gene Ontology annotation, molecular function: GTPase activity; GTP binding. The transcript is spliced from 2 exons. Gene Ontology annotation, cellular component: membrane. Lineage: Eukaryota; Metazoa; Chordata; Mammalia; Sirenia; Trichechidae. The coding region runs from base 147 to 1541 and encodes 464 amino acids. The record is from RefSeq and is a predicted model, not a curated record.